AUGCUCCUUCUCUCCACGUCAACGCCCGCACACCACCACAGUCUGAAGGUGACGCUGUUGAAGGCACACAAGGAAGGAAACACGCCCACACAAGCAGUAAUGUCUGGCUGGGCGCGUGCGCUGUCGCUCGCGGCCGUCCUGGUCGUCAUGGCGUGCCUCGUCCCCGCGGCGACGGCGAGCCUGCAUGCGGAGGAGACGCUGGCGUCGCAAUUCGCAGAAUUCAAGCAGAAGCAUGGCAGGGUGUACGGGAGCGCCGCGGAGGAGGCGUUCCGCCUGAGCGUGUUCCGGGCGAACCUGUUUCUUGCGAGGCUGCACGCCGCGGCAAACCCACACGCGACCUUCGGCGUCACGCCCUUCUCGGACCUCACGCGCGAGGGGGCCCAGCCACCAUGGAGCGCAUGCCGACCCUCCUGGGCGUCAAUUUCCGGAAUUCCGUGGAAUGGGCGCGCGCGUGGCGGCGCUCCCCGAGGAGGCAAACCAGCGCCCACCACGAAUGGCACCGAUUCCGCCCGCCGCGUGGGGAACUAA
Trypanosoma cruzi is the source of this 528-nucleotide messenger RNA. Its product is annotated as cysteine peptidase, putative. The transcript has a single exon. The record is from RefSeq and is a predicted model, not a curated record. Bases 1 to 528 code for a protein of 175 amino acids. Lineage: Eukaryota; Euglenozoa; Kinetoplastea; Trypanosomatida; Trypanosomatidae.